AUCCUGAGAUUUUUAAGAUACUUAAGAGAAGUAAACUGUGAUUACUGUUACGAAACAACCCACGAAGGUGAACCAGUGUCGAUUAAUUCUACCAUUGUUCGAACAAAAGAUAAUACAAAUGAGAUUCGAAUGAAGGCUCGAAAACACCAUAGAAUGAUCUGAACUUGCCCUGAAACGUAGUAAGAAAAUCAAUCUGUCCAAUACAUCUGGAAAUAUUUUAAUCCGCACGAAUGCCAGCAAUUUUCUUCGACUAUUCAAGUCGAAUCAAAGGAAUUCCCGCUUCAUCGAGCAAUCUCCAAGGAAUGUCCAAGAACACGGUAUCUGGUUGUGAUGGCGAGCUGGAGGAGUGUGCGUCAUCCAUUCAACGAGAAAAAAGAUAUUCAAACGCGAAAAGGAGGCAGAACGGGGACGAAAAUGUCAUCAAAUUCCGUUGCGACUUCCCCUCGACGCAGGUUAAGGUGAUGCUGGCCAGAGGAUGGCUCCAGGUGACGGAUCCCGAGGAUCCGAGCUGGUACCUCUGGUGGUGCGAGAUCAACGACGUGCGACCAGCCUUGGAUUUAAAGCUGGCCUUUCAUCAAAAGAUACCCCACUUUCGUAACCAUUACGAGCUGACACGGAAAAACUAUCUGAACAGAAACCUGAAGAGAUACAAGAAAUCGUUGCUGAAGGCGAAUAAAAUCCAGGAGGCUGAACUUUGUGAUUGCAUGCCCCUUACUUUCGAGCUGCCUAAUGAUUACAGGCUUUUUACCGAGGAGUAUCACAAGCAACCCGGUGCCACGUGGAUCGUGAAACCGGCUGGAAGAUCACAGGGAAGAGGUAUCUUCCUGUUCAGGAAGCUGAAGGAUCUAGCCGAAUGGCGAAGCAAAGAAUACGGUCCGCAGCUGAUCGAGACAGGUCGGGAACAGCCGACGGUGGAAACUUUCAUCGUUCAGAAGUACGUGGAGAAUCCUUACCUCUUGGCAGGGAGGAAAUUCGACUUGCGUAUUUACACCCUGGUCACCUCGUUUCAUCCUUUGAAAGUAUGGCUGGCCAGGGAGGGUUUCGCUCGUUUAUCCGCCGAAUUAUUCGACCUGGAGAACAUCGACGACAGCAGGGUGCAUUUAACCAACAUGGCGAUACAGUUAAAGAUUCAGGGGGAUGAUAAGAGGGAGGAGUUGAAGAAGGGUUGCAAAUGGGCCUUGAUCAAAGUUAGAGAAUAUUUAACAGCUCGCCAUGGGGUGGCUGAUGUUGAGAUAUUAUUCCAAAGGAUUGCUGGCGUGAUAAUGGCCAGUUUACUAGCAGUGCAGCCGGUAAUAAUGCAAGGAAAGAAUUCAUUCGAAUUGUACGGCUACGAUAUAUUGCUCGACGAAGCUUUAACUCCUUGGUUGCUCGAGGUGAACGCUUCACCGGCUCUGACCGGCACCGACAGCGAAGAUUAUCGGCUGAAGUUUGAUCUGCUCGACGACACGUUGAACAUACUCGACUUCGAGGGUCGUUUCACCGGCCUGGAGACGAGAAUCGGUGGAUUCGAUCUACUUUGGAGCGACGGACCAGUCUGGACCACUUGUCCUAAUCCUGCUAUCUGCGGAGAACCACCCAACGAUCUCGGGAAGCUCAAUAUUUUCCUUGGGGCUAAGAACGAUCGCGUUCACCAGCUACGCCAGCUGUUGGAUUACUUGAACGGGAAACGAAACAGGGCUCAGAGUUGUCAUAGAAGGAGAAUAACUUGAUCCACGAAUUAAGAAGCGAGGA
Molecule: messenger RNA, 1731 nt
Organism: Osmia lignaria (orchard mason bee)
Lineage: Eukaryota; Metazoa; Arthropoda; Insecta; Hymenoptera; Megachilidae
Product: putative tubulin polyglutamylase TTLL9
Biological process (GO): microtubule cytoskeleton organization; protein polyglutamylation
Cellular component (GO): ciliary basal body
Molecular function (GO): tubulin binding; tubulin-glutamic acid ligase activity; metal ion binding
Source: RefSeq, a predicted model, not a curated record